AUGGAGCUGAAGAGAGAGAUCAAACUAGCACUUGUGGGCGAUGCACGUGUUGGAAAGACAAGCUGGGUAUCUCGACAUAUUGAUGGCGAGGAAUCGCCUCAUUAUAUCCCCACAAUCGGCUACAAGUGUCGCCAGUGCUUGUUUCCAACUAAUCUUGGUGAAUUCAUGUUUGAUAUCUGGGAUAUCUCUGGAUCCCAUAGCACUGCUCAGGAUAGGGCCAAAUGGAUCCAUGAUAUCGAUGCCGCUAUUAUUAUGGUUGAUAUGGCUAACCUGGCAAGUAUCGAAAAUGCAGUCAAUUGGUAUAUUGCCGCCUUUAGCCUGGAAUUAGAAAAACAGAGGGCCGAGAUGGAUGAGGCAACAAAGGGAUUCCAGCUGCCUGAUGAUGACGACGCGGAACUGUGA
This is a messenger RNA of Penicillium verhagenii, 402 nucleotides long. RefSeq lists its product as uncharacterized. Lineage: Eukaryota; Fungi; Ascomycota; Eurotiomycetes; Eurotiales; Aspergillaceae. The record is from RefSeq and is a predicted model, not a curated record. Gene Ontology annotation, cellular component: cytoplasm; nucleus. Gene Ontology annotation, molecular function: GTPase activity; GTP binding. The transcript has 4 exons. The coding region runs from base 1 to 402 and encodes 133 amino acids. Gene Ontology annotation, biological process: ribosomal subunit export from nucleus; protein import into nucleus.